Molecule: messenger RNA, 2602 nt
Organism: Ceratotherium simum simum (southern white rhinoceros)
Lineage: Eukaryota; Metazoa; Chordata; Mammalia; Perissodactyla; Rhinocerotidae
Gene: PDK3
Product: pyruvate dehydrogenase kinase 3
Biological process (GO): regulation of glucose metabolic process; protein phosphorylation
Cellular component (GO): mitochondrion
Molecular function (GO): pyruvate dehydrogenase (acetyl-transferring) kinase activity
Source: RefSeq, a predicted model, not a curated record
CGGCCGGCUCCGCCCCCAUGGGCGGGGCCUGGGGAAGCCGCGGGCGGCCGGCUGCGGCCCGGGAGCUGCUGGAGCUGCUGGAGCUGCUGCUGCGGCUGCACCCGCGGCGCCGAGGCCGAGGCGGAGGCCGAGGCGCGCGCUUGGCGAACCAGCCGGGUCCGCGCGGCUCUGCUGCACCGGUCCCUGCGGCUGCCUGGGCGUCUCGGCUGAUCUGUGCACUGCCCCGGCGAGGAUGCGGCUGUUCAGGCGGCUGCUGAAGCAGCCGGUGCCCAAGCAGAUCGAGCGCUACUCGCGUUUCUCGCCAUCGCCGCUCUCCAUCAAGCAGUUCCUGGACUUCGGGAGAGAUAAUGCGUGUGAGAAAACUUCAUAUAUGUUUCUACGAAAGGAGCUUCCUGUGCGACUGGCUAACACAAUGCGAGAAGUUAAUCUUCUGCCUGAUAAUUUGCUUAACCGCCCUUCAGUGGGAUUGGUUCAGAGUUGGUACAUGCAGAGCUUUCUUGAGCUUUUAGAAUAUGAAAAUAAGAGCCCUGAGGAUCCACAGGUCUUGGAUAACUUUCUACAAGUUCUGAUUAAAGUCAGAAAUAGACACAAUGAUGUGGUUCCUACAAUGGCACAAGGAGUGAUUGAAUACAAGGAGAAGUUUGGGUUUGAUCCAUUCAUUAGCAGUAACAUCCAGUAUUUUCUGGAUCGAUUUUAUACCAACCGCAUCUCUUUCCGCAUGCUUAUUAACCAGCACACACUUCUGUUUGGUGGUGACACUAACCCUGCUCAUCCUAAACACAUAGGAAGUAUUGAUCCCACCUGCAACGUGGCUGACGUAGUGAAAGAUGCGUAUGAGACUGCCAAGAUGCUGUGUGAACAGUAUUACCUGGUAGCUCCAGAGCUGGAAGUUGAAGAAUUCAAUGCCAAAGCUCCAGACAAACCUAUUCAGGUAGUUUAUGUGCCCUCCCAUCUGUUUCACAUGCUAUUUGAGUUGUUCAAGAAUUCGAUGAGAGCAACAGUCGAACUAUAUGAAGAUAGAAAAGAAGGCUACCCAUCUGUUAAAACCCUUGUUACUCUGGGUAAAGAAGACUUGUCCAUUAAGAUAAGUGACCUAGGUGGUGGGGUCCCACUUCGAAAAAUAGAUCGUCUUUUUAACUACAUGUAUUCAACUGCUCCUAGACCCAGCCUGGAGCCUACAAGAGCUGCCCCUCUGGCUGGAUUUGGUUAUGGUUUGCCAAUUUCUCGUCUGUAUGCUAGAUAUUUUCAAGGAGAUCUAAAACUCUAUUCCAUGGAAGGAGUGGGCACUGAUGCUGUUAUUUAUUUGAAGGCUCUUUCAAGUGAAUCAUUUGAGAGACUUCCGGUUUUUAAUAAGUCUGCAUGGCGCCAUUACAAGACCACACCUGAAGCCGACGAUUGGAGCAAUCCCAGCAGUGAACCCCGAGAUGCUUCAAAAUAUAAGGCGAAACAGGACAAGAUCAAGACUAAUAGAACUUUCUAGAGAACUGAAUGCUUCCGUCCUCUGAAGAAAGAUUGUCUUCCACAAGUCAACCAGAGAGAACUCUUUUCCUCCACCAGCUCUGAGCGUGGCACCAUAGUCAUUCCAGUGCUUGAAUGUGCAUUUUCUCCACACGAGCUGGACCUUUUCCACAGAAACCUUCCUGUAACUACUCCAGAUCUUCCACUGAAGUAGUGACUUGAGUCAUUUUUCAUAGAACGUUGCUGUGAUUUGGUUGGCACCUGUCAGAGAGCACAGAGCCUCGUUAGCGCUCUCGUGUCCUCAUCCCUCUCUCCUCAUCAUCAUGGAGUUGAGUGUCUACAACCUCCGCAGGAUUCUAAGCUUCCUCCUCAUUGCAGAUACAGCAGAUCUCUACUGUUGCUCUUUGUGACCAAAUACCAUGAUUGUCCUAAACCACCGAGGCCUGGGGAAUCUGGAAGUUGAAGACAUCAGCUCAGCGUAUCUUGAUAAUUCAGUCCCAGGGCCCAUCUGGUCUCAUAUGCAUCCCUCCUCACUCUCUGAUUUCUUCCAUCUUCCAUCCGAUCAUAUUCUCAUUGUGAGGUUUGGGUGCUUUCGCGUUAGAUCUUACUCUUUGAUGCAUUGAUUUUAUUUUAAAAUUCAUUUGUAUACUUUCAUUCUGUCGAUUAAAGCGUUCCAAAAGUUGUCUUGGAAUUUUUCACUUAACCACUCGGUUUCAAAGAUCUUAAGUGAAAAACUACCUUCUGGUCAUUAUCAAGUUUGUAAGGAGUGGGAAGUGGAGUUUUUAUGCUUAUGUAAAAAUGUUACUAAUCUAGUACCGUACCUUUGUCAUAUUGCUUUGUAGUUUUCUAAAAGAAUUAGAAAUCCCUAUGUGAUGCACUUUACUAGUUGUAAAAUAGACUAUUAAAGGGAAAAGUUCUUCUUUUAUUUUAGUUUAUUUUGAAAAAUGCCCUAGGUCUUCAUAAUUUUCGUUUUCAUGUAUUUUAGCCAGUUUUAGAACUGUUGAUCUGAUUUUCACGAUCCUUUUCUUUUUGCUUAAAGUUGGAAUUGGCAGAGGACUUGGGGUGAGGAAAGAGGAACCGUCUUAUAUUUACCUUUCGAAAUGGAAGCUGAGAGUCUAGAUUAAAACCCGCAUUUGUACAGCUC